Molecule: messenger RNA, 1080 nt
Organism: Saccostrea cuccullata (small rock oyster)
Lineage: Eukaryota; Metazoa; Mollusca; Bivalvia; Ostreida; Ostreidae
Exons: 1
Coding region: 1-1080 (359 amino acids)
Biological process (GO): negative regulation of translation; proteasome-mediated ubiquitin-dependent protein catabolic process; protein polyubiquitination
Molecular function (GO): ubiquitin protein ligase activity; translation repressor activity
Source: RefSeq, a predicted model, not a curated record
AUGACAGAGUAUGUACAUAGAUACGAGCAACUGGCAAACAAACCCGUGAGGUUUCUAUUGUUCAUAAAGAAAACCCCUGUCCCCAAGACAAAAGAACUUCCUGAUAACAUAAAGUGUAACUUUAAUAAAGAAAUAAGAAUAAGAGACACUUUAGAGCUAUUAGUUGAAAUCAAAAUCACAGAGACAGGAAAAAGACAAGUUAGAAAUGAGAAUAUGUUGAGACUGUUAAAAGGGGCUAUCCUAAAUACUAAGCAUGUCUAUGUGACUAACUUAAAUCACGGUGUACACAUUUCCUUUGUAACAUCAGAGCAACUUUGGGUCAGUGAUGGACACAGUCUUACUUUGACCAAUUCUAAAGGUAACAUUCUACAUCAUUUAUUUGAUGUAAGUGAAUACUAUGGUGUACAUACAGUAAACAGUGAAGGAGAGUUGAUUUAUGUAGACAAAGACUGGAACAUUAACAAAAUAAGUGCAGACAAUGCUACAAAGUCGACAUUGAUAAAAAGAACAGAAUUAUGGGAACCAUGGUGUAUCUGUCACUCAGGCUCUACUGGAGAUUUGCUGGUCAUGAUGAGAUAUGAUACAAGAAACCCCACCAUACCAUUAUCAGAUGUGAAAGUCAUUCGGUAUAGUAGUACAGUUCAACAAAUCCAAACCAUCCAAUACCACAGAACAGGCGAACCAUUAUAUAGUGAGCCUAUCUAUAUCACAGAGAACGGGAAUGGAGAUAUUGUCGUGUCUGAUACAUGGAAUGGUGUGGUCGUCACAGACCAUGAAGGGAAAUAUCGUUUCACUUACACAGGACCACCAGAAGGACUGUCGUUUGGAAUAUUUAUGCCAAGUGGAAUUUGUGUAGAUGCAUUCUUAAAUAUCCUGAUAUGUGGUCGACUAGACCAAACAAUACAAUUGAUAAACAGGGAUGGUCUUCUACUGUCAAUUCUACCAACAAAACAAGAUGGAAUGGUUGAGCCAUUGGGACUUGGAUAUGACGAAAAAAAUCACGUUGUUUGGAUGGGAUCAGGAAUGAACAACAAACUAUGUGUAUACAGAUAUAUAGAACGACAAGAUUAUCUUGCUUAA